Molecule: messenger RNA, 384 nt
Organism: Linum tenue
Lineage: Eukaryota; Viridiplantae; Streptophyta; Magnoliopsida; Malpighiales; Linaceae
Source: the annotation of a GenBank genome assembly
GUGAGUGUGGAUGUUAUUGACUGCUAUGCUGCCUAUCUGAAUCCGGAGCAAGUGAGAAGAGGGCAACUGAAAAGAUGGGUGUUCUAUUCAGGGCUGGCGCAAAAAGUGCAAGCGAUAGUGAAAGACUCUGGACCACUGCCUAAUUUUUUUGAAGAGACUGGUGAAAUUAUUACAAGUUGCAAGUGGAUACCAGAUGGUUUGGAUUUCUCACAAUGUGAUUAUUGGAUAUUCCCCCACUGUUCUGAUAAACACUACAGGAUGUAUGUAGUGAAUCUGAAGAACAAACGGUAUGAUUAUCUUGACAGCCUUUACCCUGACGACCUUGAUUCCAAGUUUCGUGCUGUUGCGGAUAUGGUGGUCCGCUAUGCCACAGAAUACAUUCCU